Molecule: messenger RNA, 1113 nt
Organism: Saxophila tyrrhenica
Lineage: Eukaryota; Fungi; Ascomycota; Dothideomycetes; Mycosphaerellales; Extremaceae
Exons: 4
Coding region: 1-1113 (370 amino acids)
Source: RefSeq, a predicted model, not a curated record
AUGCCUCCACCAGUUGCAGUCACAGAGCUGGGACCGACCGUGAUAGGUGUUAUGUGGAUGGAAACCAUUGUCACGCUUAUCUUGAUCAUCAUGAGGCUGUAUUGUCGAGCAUACCUGAUGACGGGGCGUGUUGGGUGGGAUGACUGGCUCAUGGCUGCGUCUUGGGUCUUCCUAGUCGGCUAUACUUCGACCUGCACGGCAGCAACAAGAUGGGGAUUCGGUCGGCACAUGGGCGAGCUGUCGUUUGAGCAAUUCGCAGUCGCCAACCUCCUCGAGAUAUGCGGCCAAACCUGCUAUCUGGUCGCUAUGGUCUUGAGCAAAGGCAGCGUUGCCGCUUUCCUGGUGCGAAUCACGCCGGUCCUAUGGCACAGGGUGACGCUUUGGGUGAUCAUGGCCGGGUUCACAAUCAUCGCCUUCCUCUGCGCACUCCUCAACUGGCUGCAGUGCUUCCCGACCGCGUUUGUCUGGGACAAGACGGUCAAAGGAGGACAUUGCUGGAUGAGCAUCACACCCGUCGCGUUGACCGCCGGCGGAGUGUCUUGCUUCGUCGACUUCGCCUUUGCCGCCUUCCCCUGGCAGAUCGUCUACAAGCUCAACAUGCCUAAGCGCGAGAAGCUCAACAUCGCGCUCGCGCUCUCCCUCGGCGUCUUUGCCGGUAUCUGCGGAAUUAUCCGUACGUACGAGCUGCAAGGGCUCAGUGCCGUCGAUUACUCCUACGACACUGUGCCAUUGGUCCUCUGGGCCGCCUCGGAGCUGGCCAUCACCAUCAUCUGCGCCAACAUCCCGCUCCUCCAGCCCUUGAUUCGCAAAGUGCGAGGGCAGUCGACUCUGCACUCAGAUCAUAGCCCUGCCUCCUAUCCGUCGCAACCCACGAUCGGCGGCGGGCGGAAGAAAUCUGGAAGCAACGGCAAGAUGUUUGGUUCGGACAGUGUCACGGAGCUGCAGGAUACAGGUGCUCUGAGAUCCGACCUUGGCGCGGAAAGAGGGCGUGGCAACACAAAGACCUCUGUUGGCCACUCGAUGCCGAGGAGUGGUAGCGAUGAAAGCAUACUGCGCGAAGCGAGGGAGGGUCAUAUCUACGUUCGCGAGGAUGUAUCGGUGUCUCGGAAGUGA